Messenger RNA from Somion occarium, 2193 nucleotides. Lineage: Eukaryota; Fungi; Basidiomycota; Agaricomycetes; Polyporales; Cerrenaceae. The record is from the annotation of a GenBank genome assembly.
AGUCAAAAGCUUGAAGCUGCACUUCCAAACCUCUCAUUCUGAACCAAGCCUCUGAGACUGCCAGUGCAGCUUUCAGACGGUCAAUUGCUUUUCGCUCAAUAGUCAGGGGAACGGCUGUCCUUCACCUGUACUCACGGGCGAUACUUACGUCCAGAAAAAAAUCGAGCUUCUUUUUGAAACUCCUCACCAAUUUAAAGUCUAGCCAGGCAUGUCGACUUUUGGCACCCUCUUUCGUGUCACGACCUAUGGCGAAUCGCAUGGCGCUUCUGUAGGGGCUAUCAUCGACGGCUGUCCUCCUAAUAUGCCCCUAGAACCGCAAGACAUCCAGAUUCAAUUGAAUCGUCGUCGUCCCGGUCAGAGUAAACUUACCACUCCCCGCGACGAGAAAGAUCUCGUCCAACUCCAGUCCGGUAUCGAGGGCGAUCGAACCUUGGGCACGCCCAUCGGUCUCUUGGUUCACAACGAAAACCACAGGGCCAAGGAUUACUCUGAGACGGACCUGUAUCCUCGUCCUAGUCACGCCGAUUGGACCUAUCUCGAGAAGUACGGUAUCAAGGCCAGCAGUGGAGGCGGACGUAGCAGCGCUCGAGAGACUACUGCUCGAGUCGCUGCUGGUGCCAUAGCCGAGAAAUACCUCAGACUGACCUACGGUAUCGAAAUUGUCGCCUUCGUCUCUUCAGUUGGCGAUGCCCAUCUUUCAUCCUCCGUUUCCGACGAUGAUUCGGAGGAAGAGGUCCUCAGCUCCGAAUUCAUCAAUUUCUUGAAGAUGGUGACUAGGGAAGACGUGGAUAGGUAUCCGACUAGGUGUCCUGAUGAUCACACCUCCGGGAUGAUGACCGAACGUAUACUUCGAGCCAAGAAAUCACAAGAUUCCGUCGGUGGUACCGUCACCUGUGUCAUCCGAAAAGUCCCCUCUGGAUUGGGUGAACCCGUCUUCGACAAGCUGGAAGCCAAACUUGCACAUGCCAUGCUUUCUAUCCCUGCUACCAAAGCUUUCGAGAUUGGUUCUGGGUUCAGAGGGACCAAAGUUCCCGGAAGCAAGCAUAACGACGCUUUUGUCUUGAGGGAAGACGGAUCUAUGGGCACGAAGACGAAUUGGAGUGGAGGAGUCCAGGGUGGAAUUUCCAACGGGGAGGACAUUUACUUCAGGAUCGGAUUCAAACCUACUGCUACCAUCUCUCUACCUCAAGAGACUGCUCAGUACGAUGGUACACCCGGUAUUUUAGCUGCCCGCGGACGUCAUGAUCCUUGUGUCGUCCCUCGUGCAGUUCCCAUCGUAGAAGCUAUGGCGGCUUUGGUUAUCAUGGAUCACGUCCUCAUACAGAAUGCUCGCAAGAAAGUUACGACCCUCCCUCCCAUAAUCGUAGAACGUCCCAUUCCCAUACCAAAACCUCCCACGGUACAACCUCCCAUAGUAAAACCUCCUCCAAGCAAGUUGCCCUCCCUAAUCCUAUUCAUAAUCCGAGUAGUGCACUUCUUAGGACGAUUCCCAAUCCGGGUAGUGCGCUCUUUACGACUAUUCAUCAUACGAGUACUACAAGCAGUAAUCCUACUGUUAAAAGAGGUCGGUGAUGUGGAGGGGUAGACACUCGGGCGCUUUCACUGUUCUAUGCUUCUGACGCGUCUCGCGUAACGCGUUGUUGCAUCGCUUUGUGUUCUAUCUACAAUGUAUACCACUGACUUCGUUUGCUUACCAGUAUCGCUUACGUUUGCAUCCGCCGCGAUAUGGUUGACCUUCACUAAGUCUUUUUUUUUUUUUUGGAUGGAGUACAGUCAUUUAGUGCUUACUGUAACAGCAUCAGCCAAUGUAACGCAUUUUGACUUCAAGAUGGGCACGCUAAUUGAAUACCUGCGGGAACAAUCGCAAAUGAAAGAAGGUAUUCUAUUUCACUACCAUUCAGCUUGGAAAUACCAUCCAGAAUGGUAGGAUCAUGAUAGCAUACCUAUAGAGCGUGUGUGAAAUUAUUUGAAGAAUUGGGAACAGUAAGUUCCCGGAAGUGAAGACAAUGAUGCUUUCUUCAAGAGGGAAGAUGGGUCUAUGGGCAUGAAGACGAAUUGGAGUGGAGGAGUCUAAGAUGCAAUCUCUAAUGGGGAGGACAUUUACUUCAGCUGGGGUCGGACUCGAGUCCCCUGCUACGAUCUCUUAAGCUCAAGAGACUGCUUAGUACGAUGGUACACAUGGUACUUUAGCUG